AUGAAUGAAGAGAUGUAUUGGGAAAAAUUAAUAAAUGUGAACGAGGACUUGAGAUAUGAAAUUGGCGAACUAAAUAAUAAACUAAUAGAAGAAUCAGUCAAAAGUGAAAGCCUUGCUAUCGAAAUCUCAAUGCUAAGAAGCCAGCUUGAGUAUCAAAUGAAAUUUAAGCCAAACAGCACAGAAAUCGAGGAUCUCAAAAGAAAAAAUGAUUUGUUGCAGGCACAAUUGAAAAGUAUAGAAAAUGAUCAUUUAGAAUGCGCGCGGUUUUUAGAAGAAAAUUGUAUAUUGAAAGAAGAAAUAUUGAAACUAAAAGAAGAGAUACAAAAAAAAAAUUGUUUGUUAAAUGAUCAAAUUUAUGAUAAUAAGAAGAUAAAGCUAUUGGAAGAUACUGCUCAUUUAAUAAACCAAAAAUUAUUAGCACUUGAACUUAUUGAUAACUGCGAAAUGAAAGAAAAAGUAUUCAGUGAUCUAGCUAUGAAUUCUAAUAAAUUAAUUCAAACGGUAAAAAACAAAAACAAAGAAAUUAGAGAAAAAAAUAUAAAAAUCGAAGAGCUAUCAAUUGAAAGAGAUCUUCUCUUUAAUGAAAAUUCGAGUUUAAACAGUUCUCUGUCAAGAAGAAGUACUCCUUUGCGAGAAAAUAGAUCUAGGAUUGAUAGACUUGAAAAGCAAUGUGAAGAAAGAUUAAGAUUAAUUCUAGCGAGUCACUGAGGUUUAUUUCAGGCACUAACAUCACAAUUUAGCUUCACACUCAGAUGGUGCUAGACACUGACUUCAACUAACGCCCCUUUUUACAGUCAACGUCACCAAAAAUGGUGAAGUCAGGGCAGAAUCACCCGCUCAGAUCUUGAUCCUUGACCAACUAUUAAUAACCGCCUACCGUCAUUAGGACUUAAUGUAUUGCCUAAUCGCCAAAAGUCUCCUUCUUGGUCUACCUCACCCUAUUGCAGACUAAAGAUCACCUGAAAGGAUGCUGCGCCUCGGUCUCUGGGCCGAGGAAAAAAGGUAGCACCAAAAAACACACCUCCGAGAAUUAUUGCAAUGAGAUCACCACUUCAGGGCUGAAUCAACUCACAGGACACCAAAGACCUAACUCUGCUCACCAUUUUAAUAAUUCCAUGAAGAAAAGGAUGAAAAAAGGGUACUUAUAGAAAAUUUGUAUCAGAAAACGUUAAAAAAAUUAGAGCAGAUUGAGUACGAGCUCGAAAAUACAAACAAGAUUAACCACGAUCUUCAAGAUAAACUACGGGUUUUAAAUAAUCUUUGCAGCAAACAACAAGAGACUUUAUCAAUUUCUGAAUGUAAUGAAGAAAAAUUAUUAACUCUUUCCUUUAAUUAUAGGUUCAUUAGCUAGCACUAAAUUAUGCCAUUUACAUUAAUACAAUAUAAGCAUUCCUAAUGAUAACUAUAAUCCUAUUUUCAUAUCAUAAAUAGGAGAUAACUAAUCGUAGAAAUGUUUUAUUUAUAGUGACUAGGUAUAUAUAGCGCUUUCCCGAGGAUGGCGCGGAAUGGCGCCAUCCUCGGGAAAGUCAACUAAGCAUCCACACGUGGAACUCCCAGCUCCCGUGUGGAUGCCUUCCUGCUUUUCCCGAGGAUGGCGCCAUUCCGCGCCAUCCUCGGGAAAGCGCUAUAUUUUUUAUAGGAAUUUUAUAUAAUAGCCUUGAUAUUCCAUAUUUAAAAAUCAUUCUAAUUUUGCUGGAAGCUCAUAUCAUUAAAGAGCCUUUAAUUUAGUUUUUAUUUUGUAAUUAAUAAUAGGGUAAGAAAAUUAGAAAAAUAUAAAUCAUUGCUAAUUAGCAAAGAAAAACAAUUUUCUGAGCUUUGUUUAGAAAAAAUAAAUCUGGAAAAUAAAGAAAAAAUUGGCAUAAAAGCUCAAGAAGACAUAGAGAAGCUAAAAAACCAAAUAAUUGAAUUGAAAAACAGCCACUUAAAAAAUCUAAAAAUUAAAGAGGAUAUAAUUUUAGAAUUGGCAAAAGCAAACAAGGCAAGUCUAAAUGAAAUUCAAGUUUUAAAAGCCAAGGCCAGUAAUUAUAAGCAAGAUAUUGAGCUAAAAGAUAAAAAAAUAUCUCAAAUAGAAUAUGAUUAUAAUAUUUCAUUAGAGAAUUCGAAAAGCCACAACGAAAAUUUUAAAAUAUUGGAAGAGAAAUUAAGGCAAGAAAUAAAAGAGAAAAAUGAAAUGUCUAUUGAAAUGCAAAAACUUAAUACACAGCUUGAUGAAAGUAUCAAAAAAUAUAAUGAAAAUUUAAGCAUUAAUGAAGAUAUGAAAUUACUCAAUAUUCAACUAGAUAAAAGAGUCUCUGAAGCCACUGAGAAAUAUCAUAAAGUCAAUCAAGAAUUAAGUAAAUAUUUUGAAAAAUAUAAUAACAGUUUAGAGACUAUUAAGUCAAUGAAAAAUCAAAAAUCAAAGCUAAAUGAAGAGCUAUCUGAACUUAGAAAAGAAAUAAUAAGUCUCAAAAAUCAAUUAGAAAUAUCUGAAUCAAUAAAGAAUAAUUUAGAAAAAAAAUAUGAACUUUAUAAGCAAUCAUCACUUAAAGUCAUUGAAGGUCAAAAACAAAAUAUCACUAAUUUGGAGACUGAAAUAAAUAAUUUAAGACAAAAUAUCAAUGAAAUAAAAGAAGAAUCCAUUAAAAAAAUAGAUAAAUUGCAAGAUAUAAUAAAUGACCAACAACAUGUAAUUUUAAAAUAGAAAAAUAUAGAAGCAAUCCUUGCAAAAAAAAGGGAAAAAAUAUUAAAGCUUAAAGAAAAAAUAAUUGAGGUAAAUAACUCAAAUAAAGAAUUGUUUGCAAGUGUACAACAACUUAAAGAUUUUUUGCAAAAUCAAAUUGUUUUUGAAGAUUCAGUAGAAGAAGAUGAAGAAGGUGGUAAAAAAGAAAUUGAGAGAGAAUUUAUGUUAUUAAAAGAAAAAUAUUCAAGUUUGGCUAAAGAUUAUGAUGAUUUAUACAAAAAACUUGAAGCUUUAACAGAGGAAAAUAAAAAUUUAAAGGAAGUAAUUAAUGAAAAAGAGCGAAAGCUGAAUGAAUGAAAUUUUGUAAUGAAAUCAAUGAACAAAAGAUUUUAA
Blepharisma stoltei is the source of this 3052-nucleotide messenger RNA. NCBI's taxonomy places the organism in Eukaryota, Ciliophora, Heterotrichea, Heterotrichida, Blepharismidae. The record is from the annotation of a GenBank genome assembly.